Molecule: messenger RNA, 2643 nt
Organism: Centropristis striata (black sea bass)
Lineage: Eukaryota; Metazoa; Chordata; Actinopteri; Perciformes; Serranidae
Exons: 8
Coding region: 16-2529 (837 amino acids)
Biological process (GO): bicellular tight junction assembly; cell adhesion
Cellular component (GO): bicellular tight junction; plasma membrane
Molecular function (GO): structural molecule activity
Source: RefSeq, a predicted model, not a curated record
CUUCAUUCCUUCACGAUGGUGUCUGCUGGGCUACAGAUCCUGGGCGCAGCUCUGGGGAUCCUGGGCUGGAUCGGCGCCAUUGUCGUGUGCGCCAUCCCCAUGUGGAAGGUCACCGCCUUCAUCGGGAGCAACAUCGUGACCUCGCAGACGUCCUGGGAAGGCAUCUGGAUGAACUGUGUGCACCAGAGUACAGGCCAGAUGCAGUGCAAGGUCUACGACUCCAUGCUGGCGCUGCCUCAGGACCUGCAGGCCGCCCGCGCCCUGGUCAUCAUCUCCAUCGUGGUGGGCAUCCUCGCCAUCCUGCUCAGCAUCGCCGGCGGGUCGUGCACCAACUGCGUGGAAGACCCGGCGUCCAAGACCAAAGUGGGCAUCGCAGCUGGAGUCUUGUUCAUCAUCGCCGGCGUGCUCUGCCUCGUCCCCGUGUGCUGGACCGCACACACCAUCAUCCGAGACUUCUACAACCCGCUGUUGGUCAGCGCCCGGCUGGGCACCAUCAUCACCUGCGCCAUGCCCAUGUGGCGGGUCACGGCGUUCGUCGGGGCCAACAUCGUCACCGCCCAGACCAUCUGGGAGGGCCUGUGGAUGACCUGUGUGGUGCAGAGUACGGGUCAGAUGCAGUGUAAGGUCUACGACUCCAUGCUGGCGCUGCCUCAGGACCUGCAGGCCGCCAGAGCCAUGGUGGUCAUCUCGGUGAUCGUCGGCGUGUUCGGCGUGCUCAUGGCCGUGGUCGGAGGGAAGUGCACCAACUGCAUGGAGGACGAGACGGCCAAGGCUAAAGCGUGCAUCGUGUCCGGGGUGGUCUUCAUCAUAGCUGCCUUGCUGAUCAUGAUCCCCGUGUCGUGGUCGGCCCACGCUGUGAUCCGGGACUUUUAUAACCCCCUGGUGACGGCGGCACAGAGGAGGGAGCUGGGCGCGGCGCUCUACAUCGGCUGGGGCGCUGCCGGGCUGCUGCUGCUGGGGGGAGGCCUGCUCUGCAACAACUGCCCCCGCAAAGAUGGCACGCGGCCCUACAUCCCUGCCAAGUUCACCCCCGGGAGAACUGCAUCCUCAAACGUGGACUACGAAAAAAGACAUUAUAUUACGAACUCCUUCCCCGGCGUUGUGGAUUUGGGUGCAGAGUACUUUGCUCCGUUAUAUCGACCUUCUCUUGACGGGCACUGGCAGCAGAGCAGAGCGCCUCCGAUCAGCAGCAGUCCAGACGCUCCCCAGCCCACGCAGAGACACGGUCACCAGACACAGAGCUCCACUCAGCAAGAAGAAGACCCCCCCAGAGAUGGCCACUCUGGCUUUGGUCGCCUUGUCCCCGACGCAGGUGGUGCACUUCGCUCCGACGACAGACAGCAGCAGGCCGAACAGGGAGAAGAGGAUGGAGAUGACCACCAUGGCGCGGGCGGCCUGCAGGUCCGGGGGCAGCCCCAGCAGCGAGUCGUGCAUCUUGCACUGCAUCUGGCCGGUGCUCUGCACCACGCAGCUCAUCCACAGGCCCUCCCAGAUGGCCUGAGCCACCACGAUCUCUCCCGCCGCAGGGAAGUUCUUUUAUACGACCCACAGAUGGCCCCUGAGGAGCCCCCUCCUCUGGGUGGGCUUUGGCUUCAUGGCUCAGAUAUAAACAUCCAUCACGCAGCUCAGAGCGGAGGCCCUCCGCCGCCUCAGCAGAGCUCAGACCGUGUGAUUCAGUCAAAAGCCUGCAACUGUUACGGUCUGAGAGGAAUCCUGGACACAAAUGAAUGGUUAGCGUGUGGAUGUGAGGCUCGGUCCAUGCAAGGUGUUUUCAAUUUGAUUGUGAACAACCAAUCAGGAGAGGCCAGAGUGGACUGUGUGGGUAUAAGAGCUGCAGGGGAGAACUUGGAUCCUUGUGGUUCUUUACUGCUGCUUCUGCUCACUGACAGACAAACAAAUAUGGCAUCUGCAGGUCUCCAGAUUUUGGGGGUCUUUCUGGCAACUGUUGGCUUCCUGGGCGACAUCAUCAUCUGCGCCCUGCCCAUGUGGAAGGUGUCCGCGUUCAUCGGGAACAACAUUGUGACGGCGCAGACCUUCUGGGAGGGCCUGUGGAUGAACUGUGUGAAGCAGAGUACAGGUCAGAUGCAGUGUAAGGUCUACGACUCCAUGCUGGCGCUGCCUCGGGACCUGCAGGCCGCCCGGGCCCUGGUCGUCAUCUCCAUCCUGGUGGCCCUCAUGGGGAUCCUGCUCUCCGUCGCAGGGGGGAAAUGCACCAACUGCAUCGAAGACGAGGACGCCAAGAGCAAGGUAGCCAUCUCUGCGGGGGUGUUCUUCAUCGUGGGCGGCCUCCUGUGCCUGAUCCCAGUGUCCUGGUCUGCACAUGUGGUCAUCAGGAACUUCUACAACCCCAUCAUGAGUGAUCCGCAGAGGAGAGAGCUCGGCGCUGCGCUGUUCAUCGGCUGGGGAUCGGCCGGAAUCCUGCUGAUCGGAGGAGCACUUCUCUGCUGCCAGUGUCGGCAGCGUUCUGACAGCAGAUACUCGGCCAAAUAUUCCGCCCCGCGCUCGGCAGCCAGCGGAGCCUAUGUUUGAACUGACGGCAUGCUUUAGAAAACUGGACCAAACCCUUUAAAAGUGAUUUUAUGGUUUUAACUUGGCUUUCAGAUGUUUUACUCAUUAUUUUUAAUAAAUUAACCUUUCACAUGA